GUAAAAACCAAGUCCUCAAGGUCGUAAAUCACGUGCGUACGGUUUUGACCGUUUUUCACGUGUUAGAUCGAUUGACCAAGAUACAAAGAUGGUUUUUACAAAAUAAUUAUUCGGGAACCUUUAAAAUAUGCUCAGAGAUAAAAACAGGGUUUAAAAUAUUGAAAACCAUGGAGUUGGUUCGGGCGCCAAAAAACUGAACGCCGAAAGCCGAACGCCGACUUAGGUUCCAGUUCUAGAAGAUUCACCCAGUUUUACACCAUCACAGAAACCCAAAAGCAUAACAACUCUCGCUAAGGCUACUGUGGUGAUGUUACCUAAAUCCCUUCCUAGCCAAGUCACAACCAGCAUAGUCGUACAGAAGGUGGAACCAACUAAGGGACCUGACUCAGAACCACCUAUGCUUAAUCAAGAAAAGGAGGAGGAAGUUUUGCCUAUAGCAAUAAACGACCACCUCCUUAGUUGUGUUGAAGACACACCUCCAGAGGAACCUGUUCUGGAGGAGAAAGAGCCCACUACAAGCCCCCAAGAUUCCGAUGUCCACGAGUCUAAGGAGGAACCUAUAGAUGAAGAAAAUCUAACUUCGUCUAUAGAAACCUAUGCAACCAAUGAUUCAUCUGAUGAUUCAGACCAUACUUUCUUUGACUCCCUACUUGACGGGUAUGACUAUGUCUGCCCGAAGGAUGGUUGGAACUUAAAACGUUGGGAUGAACUUCUGGUGAGUGACGGCGAGGACUCUUCCUUGGGGGAGGCCAAUGAUGUGGAUCAACUGAGGAGACUUCCUCCCCCACCCACUUAUACAAGGUCUCCUCCAUAUAUCCUGUUGCCACCCAGCCGCAGGGAUGAGUCGAGGAUCCUGGACCUUGACCGAGCAACAAAUCAAACAAGGUGGCACCAGAAGAGAGUCAGAAGGGCCAAACUUUAUGACUCUCUGAUCGAGAAGUCGCGGAAAAAGUGGAUGGAUGUGGCUUGGAUGAUCCCGCAUGGAAACCGCCGCACAUUACAGAAUCUGGAAGAGCUCCCCUUGCACUCAGAAAAAGCAAAGAAGAAGUUUCUCACUUGGGGAAAAACGAAGAUGCUCCAGCCUACCAUGGUGCUGGACCCUGCCUCUCUGGAUGAACUGGGGCACUGGCAGGACAUUGAUGAGUUGUUGUACGACCCAAAAUGGAGGAUCCUGCUAUUCCUGCAUGCACCAGCCAACCUGGAAGUCACCAUCGAGUUUCUUUGCUCUCUCCGCUUCCUCAAUGACGGAGAGGAAGUAAAGUCAGCAGCUGAAGUCACCUCCACCACCAAGGUCACGUUCACUCUGAUGGGACGACUGCUGAACCUUAUCGUGGCAGACUUAGGGUGGCUGAUUGGUCUUUACACGCUUGAUGAAACGCAGAGCCUGGCCUUCGCUAAUUUGUCCGACCAGUUGGAUCCAGAAUUCAAUGCUAAAAAGUUCUGGCAAGCUCAUGGGCAUGGUCGAUUUCACAGUGGAGCAAGCUUAGCUAGGAAUUGGGCACGACCGUCUUGGAGGAUUUUGCACCAUGCAUUGGCUCAUAGCUAUUUCGGACGCUCUCAAGAACCUGACGUGGUGUUUGAUUCCGAUAUGCUAUUUUUCUAGAGUCUGGAAGCACGCGUUCCAGUCAAUCUAGCAACUUUUGUGGCUCGAUUCCUAUUUGCUCAGUCAACUUGCAACCACCAGUUUGUCUUGUGUGGGCCAAUGGUUACGCUUCUGGCCUGAGGAUUAUGUAUGUCCGUUCCCGAUGUUCUUCCAGAAGCUGUAAGCAUGUUCCGACCACCGACACAGUAUUUGGCCAAAAUUGUUUAUAAUAAGGAAGACAAGGAGGGUUGUCCUAGAAGGCAGCAUACGAUUCCUAUGACCCUUCACGAGUUUUCGCAAGCUAUGUUUGCAUUUCAGGACUCUGUAGACUCUCGCUUAAGGAGCAUGGAGACGCUCCUUCUCACGCAGCAGUGGCAGGUGGAGGAAAUACUUGACUACGUCCGGGAACAGGGAACAAAGAAAGCCGAGCAUGGGGCAGGUCCUAAACAAAGCAAACGUUAGGGA
Molecule: messenger RNA, 2047 nt
Organism: Cuscuta campestris
Lineage: Eukaryota; Viridiplantae; Streptophyta; Magnoliopsida; Solanales; Convolvulaceae
Source: the annotation of a GenBank genome assembly